Pyrus x bretschneideri (Chinese white pear) is the source of this 1366-nucleotide messenger RNA. RefSeq names its product probable WRKY transcription factor 15. NCBI's taxonomy places the organism in Eukaryota, Viridiplantae, Streptophyta, Magnoliopsida, Rosales, Rosaceae. Gene Ontology annotation, biological process: regulation of DNA-templated transcription. The record is from RefSeq and is a predicted model, not a curated record. The transcript has 3 exons. The coding region runs from base 108 to 1103 and encodes 331 amino acids. Gene Ontology annotation, molecular function: sequence-specific DNA binding; DNA-binding transcription factor activity.
ACACCCCUUCCCCCCUCUCUUUUACGCUUUUCCUUUUUCCUCUCCCCUCUCUGCUUUCUCUGUUCUGCUGCUUUUCCUUUUCCUUGUUAUGCUCAAGAGGGUCAGAUAUGGCCGUUGAUUUCAUGGGUUACAGAAACACCAGCAGCAAUAGCAGCUUCUCCGCCAAGUUGGAAGAAAACGCCGUGCAGGAAGCGGCUUCCGGCCUCGAGAGCGUCGAGAAGCUUAUUCGGUUGCUGUCGCAGACGCAGCAGAACCAGCACCAAGAGAAGUAUCCGUUGACGGCUAUGGACAUGGAUUGCAGAGCCGUCGCCGACGUCGCCGUUUCCAAGUUCAAGAAGGUCAUUUCUCUUCUGGGUCGGACCCGGACCGGCCACGCCCGGUUCCGGCGAGCCCCUUUGACUUUGACUUCCGGGUCGUCUUUCCAACCCCAAUACCAGAGCCAUAGCCAAGACAUCGUCGUCAAGCAAGCUCCUUUAGAGUCCACCGAAGUUUACCAUGCGACGCCGAUCCAGCAGAUCCCGCCUCCUCAUCACCAUCACCACAGUAUGGUGCUCGAGAGCACUAUGGACUCCUCUAACACUAUAAAUUUCUCGUAUUCAGCUGCGACGUCGUUUAUGUCGUCGUUGACCGGCGACUCCGACAGCAAGCAACCAAUGUCGUCUUCGGCUUUUCAAAUUACCAAUUUGUCCCAGGUUUCCUCAGCCGGAAAGCCGCCGCUUUCCUCCACCUCGCUGAAGCGCAAGUGCGGCUCCGAGAACUUGGGCUCUGGGAAGUGCGGUGUUGGAUCCUCCGGCCGCUGCCAUUGCUCUAAGAAGAGAAAGCUGAGACAGAAGAGGGUUGUAAGAGUUCCAGCUAUAAGCUUGAAGAUGGCGGAUAUCCCACCCGACGAUUACUCCUGGAGAAAGUACGGACAGAAACCCAUCAAGGGAUCUCCACAUCCAAGGGGAUACUACAAAUGCAGCAGCGUAAGAGGAUGCCCGGCUCGAAAACACGUAGAGAGAGCUCUGGACGAUCCGGCAAUGCUAGUGGUUACCUACGAAGGUGACCACAAUCACUCUCUCUCAGUUGCAGAGACCUCCAAUCUCAUUCUAGAAUCUUCUUAGAUCAUCAAAGUUGAAUCUUUUGGGUUUUUUUUCCUUCUUUUUGCUUUGGGAGGGGAAUUAAUGGUAGUACAGUGAUGGUAGUUUUACAGUUCCAACUCGGACUGACUCGGUCGGACUCAGUUCCAUCUCGAAGGAGGUGAUGAGUUGAGUCAAAUUAGUUCAUUGUGCUGUACAAUAUGGGGAUUCCCUUUCUCUUCAAACAAUGUGAAUUAAAUCUUAUUUAAAACAAAAAUAGAAACAAUGAUAGUGGAUUUGGUAUUAUA